CUCGACCACCACUUAUUAUCCAUCUAGCCACCAACGAAUGGUACGGAUUAGGCGGCGACUAUUCUUCCUCUCCAAUCAUCAAUCCACCAUAUUUUGUUCACGAUUAAUGCGGAUUAGGCGGCGACUAUUCUUCCUCUCCAAUCCCCCGCCGCGAUCCCCGUCUCCACCAACGCCACCGUCCUCCACUCUCCACAUCUUCUCCCAGAUGGUACGCCUCCCACCCAAUCACAUCACGCAAUUCUUGAGGGUCCCGGAGUCCAAAAUUGGCGGCGCGGUGGAAGGGCAAGGCCUCUCCCUCUCCUCGUUGCUACAGCAAUCCGGCGAGGCCGAGGAGUUGCGAAUUAGCGACGAUGGGGGCGUUAGAUUACUAUUCUUCAAUCACCAAUCUGACCUUGCAGCAGCAGAGGUGCCCUCGCCCUCUUCCUCCUCCGCCGUCGCCGUCCAUUACUACAAAACCAUCACUCUCUCCACAGGAUGGAAGCACCUCCGCCGCUGUCUUGAACAAGAUUUUCAAAGAUGACAGACGACGAUAGUCACAAUACCCUGGUCUUGAAAGCCACUAGGAUUCGAUUUGGCGAUUACCGCGUGGAGGCGGGCAAUACAUACAUAUUCCUCCG
This is a messenger RNA of Linum trigynum, 617 nucleotides long. The record is from the annotation of a GenBank genome assembly. Lineage: Eukaryota; Viridiplantae; Streptophyta; Magnoliopsida; Malpighiales; Linaceae.